ACAGCAUCAAGAUGGUGGGAAAACUAAAACAGAAUUUAUUAUUGGCAUGUCUGGUGAUCAGUUCAGUAACUGUCUUUUACCUGGGGCAGCAUGCCAUGGAGUGCCAUCACCGGAUAGAGGAGCGCAGCCAGCCAGUCAGGCCGGAGAGCGUCAAGGCCACCCCCCGAACUGGCUUGAGCCUUAAAGCCAACAAGACUGUCCCCUACCACAAGGACAUGCCUUUGAUCUUCAUCGGGGGAGUGCCUCGGAGCGGAACCACGCUCAUGCGGGCCAUGCUCGAUGCCCACCCUGACAUCCGUUGUGGAGAGGAGACCAGGGUCAUUCCUCGCAUCCUGGCCCUUAAGCAGAUGUGGUCCCGGUCCAGCAAAGAGAAGAUCCGUCUGGAUGAAGCUGGUGUCACGGAUGAAGUCCUGGAUUCUGCCAUGCAGGCUUUCUUGCUGGAGAUCAUUGUUAAGCAUGGGGAGCCAGCCCCUUACCUGUGUAACAAAGACCCUUUUGCCCUAAAGUCAUUAACUUACCUUGCCAGGCUAUUCCCCAAUGCCAAAUUUCUUCUGAUGGUUCGAGAUGGGCGUGCAUCUGUCCAUUCCAUGAUUUCCCGAAAAGUCACCAUAGCUGGAUUUGAUCUUAACAGCUACAGGGACUGUUUGACCAAAUGGAAUCGUGCCAUAGAGACCAUGUAUAACCAGUGUAUGGAAGUUGGCUAUAAAAGGUGCAUGUUAGUGCAUUAUGAACAGCUCGUCCUGCAUCCUGAGCGCUGGAUGAGAACUCUCUUAAAGUUUCUCCACAUCCCAUGGAACUACUCAGUGUUGCACCAUGAAGAGAUGAUCGGGAAGGCCGGGGGCGUAUCUCUGUCUAAGGUAGAAAGAUCGACAGACCAAGUCAUCAAACCGGUCAAUGUGGCAGCGCUAUCAAAAUGGGUUGGAAAGAUCCCCCCUGAUGUCUUACAGGACAUGGCGGUGAUUGCUCCCAUGCUUGCCAAGCUUGGGUACGACCCCCACGCCAAUCCACCUAGUUACGGAAAACCUGAUCCCAAAAUUCUUGAAAACACAAGAAGGGUCUAUAAAGGAGAAUUUCAGCUUCCCGAUUUCCUGAAAGACAAAGCUCAGAACGAGCCGGGCGAGUAGAGAAGAGUGGAGACCUCUCCGUCACACACAAGGAAGGAGUCUUGCCUUUUCAAGAUACGGGUGACCUCUAGGGAUGGCGGUCCCCGUGCUCAGAUGGGUGGCCGGGACGUGACGACCCGUACCUUCAGCCUCUCCUUCUCCGUUCUCUCCACCCCCUUCCUGCGUGUGGUUCCAUCAGGCACGAUUCGGCCGUCGCCGGUGAAUGAUUCCCUUCCAGGAUGCUCACGGACCUCAUAGAGUGAGACAUCACCCGGACUGAGCAGGGGUGAAAGGUCAAGGGGUGCAGAGCCCCCCCCACCGGGCCAAGCACUCCCUCCACAUCUUUCCCUGAUCUGAUUCCAAACCCCAGUGGCCAAGGGGAGGAUUUUAAACCAGAGAUGGUGUGGAGAAGGUGUAAGGACCCAUGUGGGGGGAGACGUUGGACUGGGGGGGUGCUCGUGCCAGAUGUUCUGUAGAACAGUUGUUCCUGUUGAAAUCUUCUUGAUGUGGAUGUUAAAUAUCUUAAUUAUUUAAAGAAUCACAUGUUCUUUUGGAGAGGGCGGGGAAUCACAUGUACAUUUACAAUUCAAUGACUUUUGUAUUUUAUUUUUCAAAAUAAAAGC
Gracilinanus agilis (Agile Gracile Mouse Opossum) is the source of this 1726-nucleotide messenger RNA. RefSeq names its product tyrosylprotein sulfotransferase 1 (gene TPST1). NCBI's taxonomy places the organism in Eukaryota, Metazoa, Chordata, Mammalia, Didelphimorphia, Didelphidae. Gene Ontology annotation, molecular function: protein-tyrosine sulfotransferase activity. The transcript is spliced from 5 exons. The record is from RefSeq and is a predicted model, not a curated record. Gene Ontology annotation, biological process: peptidyl-tyrosine sulfation. Gene Ontology annotation, cellular component: Golgi apparatus. The coding region runs from base 12 to 1124 and encodes 370 amino acids.